AUGGCAGAGCCGGAGGCGCAGCUGCUGCUGGCGGUGGGGCUGAUCGAAAAAGACACCAACGGAGAUGCUUUGUGGGUUUGGUGUUAUCCGUCUGUAACAGCUGAACUGAGGAGUCUAUUGCUGCGAAAGUGCUGCCUUACAGAUGAAAAUAAAUUGCUUCAUACGUUUGUAUUUGGCCAGUAUAAAAGGUCAUGGUUCUACAUCACAACUGUGGAAGUUCAAGAUUCUCCAGCCUUGAAGAAGGUGACCCACUUCUCCAUUGUUCUGAUGGCCAAAGACUUCAACCCAGAGAAGUAUGCAGCCUUCACUAGGAUACUGUGUAGAAUCUACUUGAAGCAUGGAAGUCCAGUUAAAAUGAUGGAGAGUUACAUUGCAGUCCUUACAAAGGGGAUCUGCCAAAGCGAAGAAAAUGGAUCUUUCCUCAGCAAGGAUUUUGAUGCUCGGAAGGCUUAUCUUGCUGGUUCCAUCAAAGAUAUAGUAUCUCAGUUUGGAAUGGAAACAGUUAUCUUAUAUACAGCACUGAUGUUAAAGAAGAGAAUUGUAGUGUACCAUCCUAGAAUAGAAGCUAUCCAGGAGUUUACCAGGACUUUGCCUGCUUUAGUGUGGCAUCGACAAGACUGGUCAAUUCUUCAUUCAUAUGUACAUCUAAAUGAGGAGGAAGUGGAAGCCUUAAAAGCCUGCACAGGUUACAUUGCUGGAUUUACAGAUUCUGAAGUGAACAGUAGACCAGACCUCUAUGAUGUGUAUGUGAAUUUGGCAGAUAGUGAGAUCACUAUUUCCCCUGUAGUAAAAGAGGCAAUGACGAUGGGAAAACUUCACAAAGAAAUUGGACAACUAAUUGUUCAGUCUGCAGAAGAUCCAGAUAAAUCAGACAGCCAAGUCAUUAAGGAUAUUUCUCUGAAGACAAAAGACAUCUUGGCUACUUUAGCCUCACUUACUGAAGUUUCCGAUGGCAAUGAAAAACCAACCCUUAACUCUGAGGCCCUGAAACAAAAGCGAUUUCCACCAGCUACAGAAAACUUUCUUUUUCAUUUAGCAGCUGCUGAACAAAUGCUUAAAAUCUGAUUUUGAUGCACUUCAGUGUUAUGGACCAACUGAAAAAUACUGUCUUUGCCAUACAGAUAGGAAUACCUGAUAUUUUAUAUGGAAAAAAUUAAAGGUAUAAGAGUGAAUGUCGUAUUUACCGUCAUAUAAUGCAGAAUGUCAGAGCUUGACCUGGAACUUAUGGAGGCAUAUUUGGGAACAUUCCUGGUGUCAUUAUCUUCCCCAACUAUAACUUUGUAUAUAUGGCUCCUGUACUUCAUAUAACAAUGUGGGUGCGUAUAGAAGUAGCAUGUGCCUGUGUGUCCAGGCUGUGCCAGACAUUAUUAUAGUGGCCAUUUGUCCUGCAGGUUCCAGAUGUUGGACAGCUCUAUUCUUGUUCUGACUUGUCUUCCUGGCAUCUGGAACACGGGCUGCAGCACACAUGCUGUAAAACCAGCACAGUUUGGAUGUGCUAGUCUCUGCACAGGGCUACACUGAACAUGCAGUUGGUCUGAGUGCUCAUGCUGGGCUUCCAGGUAUGUCAGCCUGUCAGAUACUGCUCUUGCUUGGGACUGCCUGCUACCUGGAAAUCCCAAAUAAAUGGACAAGUUCUCUUCUUUCUACUUGAAAGUGUCUAGGUAUUAAAAAAAAAAAGUCUGGGAAAAUUUGACAUGGUAGCCUUACUAUAUAAAGGAAGAGGUAUUUUAAAGCUCAAGUGGGAGUUGAGCACCUCUUUUGGACUCUUGCCUUAGAGGUUUUCCCCCAUUUCACUCCGUCCCAUGCCUUUGAUGGAGGGAAAAGAGGACAGGGUUACUAUAUUUAAAAUGGGACUUCCUAGGGGGGGCCACAGACAAGUGCUGCUGGAGUAAUUUAAGAAGUUGUUAGGGUUUUCUGCUGAGAAGAUACCUGGCAAUUCAUUCCUGAUCCAUUUGACAGAAAAAUCAAAUGAGUUAAAGCCUAAUGGACUAGAAAUGUUGAAAUGGCCAGGUAGCACAGGUAGAGCACCAACUGCUUAAACUGCUUGAGCUGUAACACAGGUACUAUCUGAUGGUGCUCUGUGUAGAUUAAACGAGAUGGAAACUUUGGAAGUGAUAGUGAAAACUGGAAAAUAGUUAGAGAAAAUUAAAAUUUGUCUACUUGUUUGGUUGCAUAGCCAUAACUCAAGAGAAUAUUUUUUUUUUUUUGCAUUGAGCAGCCUGAAACUAACUGCUUUGUAAUCUUCUGAGAAGAACUUAGAUUCUUUGUAGGGAAAUACUCUGAGCCAAACGAUCUGUAUUUCUUCAGAACUGUCCACAACAAAUCAGUCAAUUCUGCAGUAGCACUUUGUUAUAAGAAAAAGUAACCUUUUUCCUGGCCUUUGUAUAGAUAGGCUGUAGCACGUAGUUUUACAUAGAGAUUUUAUACUUAUGAUUAAAACUUUAGUAAUCAAUAUUUAUAUUGUGAAAUAAUUGGAUGUUUGCUGUUCUGAAACUGGUAGAGUUCAUCAAUAACUAUGUGCAAGCAAUAUUGGUUUGAAAAAGGGUUGUCCUUUUGCUGUGUAUCAUAUGUUAAGGAAAUCUAUUUUAGAAUGUGGAUAAGGAAUGUGGCAUCUAUGUAUAAAAUAGCUAGUUAUUAGAGUCAGUAAAUGAAAGUGCUUCAGAAUAAUCCUCUAUUUUCAGGGGUGUAAAAUUCUACUUGCUCUGGAGUUCAAAUUCUGAACACAGAAGAGUGUGGGGUGUUUUUUUUAACUUCUGAGAAAAAUACUGCAAUUGCCUUCAUUUACCUGCAAGUGCGCUGCAGUUUUUUUCCCCCAUUUGCCCAUUAAUGUUUUUUCUUCAUGGUUCUUUAGUAUUGCUGCUUCUGUUUUGGUACUUUUACAACAGUUGGAAUAGCAGAACUGCAAAAUUAUGCUGAAAAUUCAAUUCAGCACCUACUUUAAAUCCACUGAAAGGGAAGUCUUUCACCGAGAAAAACCUGAACGUGCUUUCAGUCAGCUGUCUUAACUCCACGUUGUAACUAUGAAGAAAUUCACAUAGAUGCUUAUUAACAAAAAGCCUUAUGGUAUAUCUUUAAGGUGGUAUGGGUGUUAGGGGCAACCACAAAAAGCAGAGAAGCUCAGUUAGAAACUAAAUAUUGAAUGCUUACUUUGCUUUCUGUUUUGGAAAUGUUUAAGUUGAAAAUCUUGGUGGUGUGUUAGAGCUUGUAUUCUGACGUUUGUGUGAAACAAAUGAAAUAUAAUUUUGCACUUAAGCAUGC
Messenger RNA from Gavia stellata (red-throated loon), 3258 nucleotides. RefSeq names its product DENN domain containing 10 (gene DENND10). Gene Ontology annotation, cellular component: late endosome. Lineage: Eukaryota; Metazoa; Chordata; Aves; Gaviiformes; Gaviidae. The record is from RefSeq and is a predicted model, not a curated record. The transcript is spliced from 9 exons. Gene Ontology annotation, molecular function: guanyl-nucleotide exchange factor activity; small GTPase binding. The coding region runs from base 1 to 1065 and encodes 354 amino acids. Gene Ontology annotation, biological process: regulation of early endosome to late endosome transport; protein transport.